Microplitis demolitor is the source of this 1038-nucleotide messenger RNA. RefSeq lists its product as uncharacterized. The transcript is spliced from 2 exons. The record is from RefSeq and is a predicted model, not a curated record. Gene Ontology annotation, biological process: intracellular signal transduction. The coding region runs from base 1 to 1038 and encodes 345 amino acids. Lineage: Eukaryota; Metazoa; Arthropoda; Insecta; Hymenoptera; Braconidae.
AUGGAAGUAGUUAUUGAUUGUUACUUUGACAAAUUGUUCGAGAACAUGCAACGUGAUUAUUUGGUAUCGCGUCAUAAGAGAAGACAAUUAGUUAAAUAUUUUUCUGACGUAAUAAAUAGUUCAGCUGAAGCUGAAAAUCUUGAUACAAGUGACGUAUGUGAACGGAUUGUAAUGUCAGCAUUACGUUACCACAACAUCACAAUGUCAGAGAACGGUUCCGUAUGCCUGUUGGGUAAAUUCCACAACGUGUUAUAUGUAGCAGCUAAAUUAUGCUACGAUUGGAAUUUAAAUAAUAAUAAAAUAGUAACGCGUUUGUUAAAUGACAUUUAUUACUGUGAAAAAACAUUUGAACGUAUAUUUGUCGGCGCAAUAUUCGGAAUACGCGUUACACAUUUUUUGUCCGGGUGGAAAAGCGAUUUUGAAGACCGUGAAGAAAAUAUACGGGCUCUUAUAUAUUUUUUAGAUCAUGCAGUAACCGGAAAAUUGGAGUAUACGUCAGCAUCGUCGUUAACGAAAAGACGAUUUAUUGACAUCCCCAUGGAGUCUUACGGACAAGUAUUGCCGCUGAGAGUCGCAAUACAAAAUGGCGCGCCGGACAUUUUGUUGAUCAUGCUGCGCUACGGCGCAUCAACGGACUCCGACAAAUUGGCGCCAUCUCCGUUGGAAAUUUUGCUUACGAAAUUAAAUGAGUAUGAUGUUGACAAAGAUAGUAGCAAUAAUAAAAAGAUACCGGAUAAUUUGAUUAUUUGUUUGAGGUUUAUUUUACGCACGAUUCCUAUGGCCAGUGUUAAGACUCCAGGACAUAUUGCUAACUCUUGUGGUGUUACGCAUGUUAGCUUGUAUGAACAGUAUCCGAAUUUGGUUGAACGUAAUUUGGUACCGCCUGAGAGAAGUGGAUUAAUACCACCGGAGUUGAGGCAUCUUUGCAGAUGCUCAAUACGUCAGAGGUUGUUUGAAAAUUGGGCUCUGCCACAUGGCAUUAAAACUUUACACAUCCCCAGGGGCUUGCAAAAUUAUCUUGACUUGAUGGCGGAUUGA